UUAUUCCGUUCUCCUCUUGGCUUUCGUCCCCCCACUCUGCAUAACCUCGCCAUCUACCACAGUGCCUGCUCGCCACCCAAAAAAAAAGAUAUUUUACCAAGCUUACUAAACCAGUGUUACUCCAGCGUUGGAAUACUUAAUUUUUUGGCAUAGUCUUUCUGAGUUACAUUCUCGGUGCUGAGAUCUGAAAACGAGUCCAGCUACCCGAUCUGUGCUACGCCAAUUUCCAAAGCCAACUACUACAUAUUUGCAGAGGUCAGAUUUUUGCUACAAUCUCUUUUUACUGAAGUCUACUUCUGUUGAAAUACUCUUGGCUGGUAACUUUUGUUAUAUAGUCAUUAUCAAGAACUUCUCUUACAAUUGCUACCCGAUUACGCUUCAUAUCUAACCCUCUGUUGAAAACAUUCCUUGGAUUUCAUCCCCCUGAAACUUCACUUAUCAUGGCCACUUUUGAAAUCGCCAUGCCCGAGAUCGACUCACUCGAGAUUGUCUCGGACCCAAAUUCUCCUGAUUCCGACGAGCUCUAUGUCACCACGUUCGACGACAAGUACGACAACGUGGACGGAGACUACCUCAUCCGCCAGGGCAACCACGUGGUGGACGUUGUUGUGACGUACGAACGCACAUGCGAUACGCUAGGUGAGACGAAUUCGGAAGAGUUUAAAGACUUCAUCCGGGGCUUAGUGCUCAAUGGGUACCCGUCUCUCCAGGUGCUCCCUACCGAGGAGAAUGUUGGAGGGGAAAAUCGGAUCUACUUUGAGGCCAAGUCUGUGUCGUAUGCAACGUCAAAGUCAUUCAAUGGGCCAAAGCUAGAGGCAGAGCUCCAAAUGCAGUCCGGGAUGAAGUUCCCGAUGAGAUCAUUCAAAUUAGGCUCUGUCCUGGAUUCCGCCCUGGAUUCUGUCUCUACCCCUCGCCUGGUGUCUAGUCUGGCAUCCACUUCUAUCUCCGUUCCUUCCCCUGGGCCUUCCUCUGACUUGGUCUCGCCAUCCGGUCUCACCCCGGUUGUCCACGAAAACGCUAUCUUCCGCCUUGGGUCUUCCUCGGACGCCCAAGCACUCCGCACCGCCAUCUCCGCCAACCACCCCUCCGUUUCCGUCUACUUCGAAUACCCCGAGAGCCUCUCGCAUCCUGGAAAUGUGUUCGUGCGCGGGCUCUCGCUGCUCGCCACCGAGGCGGACUUGUACCGCGUUUUAGCGCCUUACGGGCAGAUUAACAACGUGAACGUGAUAGUGAAGCUGGAGCGCCACCGGUUUGGGUUUGUCAAGUUCAACAGCCACGAAUCGGCGAUCAACGCGAUCAAAGCACUCAACGGAACCAAGGUCUUUGGCGAGACUGACUUCUUUGUGAAUCCGUACUUGAGCAAGCGCGAGCGGACCCACGCGCAGCAGCAGCUUGACGCUAUUCACCAGCUGAAUGAGUAUAGGGACCUUUAUGUGGUGGGAAUUCCCGAGAAUGUGCACCUGAAUGAGUUAUUGACGUUGUUCAACCGGCUCUAUCUGGUGGAGAAUAGCUACAUUCCGAAGACUCCUCUCCAGGAAGAUAUGGCUCCAACUACGAACCCAAUUCCAAACACUACUCCUCAUAACUGCGGAACAGCUCCUAGAAACUUUGCCUUUAUCAGAUACGCCACGAACAAACAGGCCCUUUCGACCCUCCUCGCGCUCAAUCAGCACGAGAUUCUUCCCGGAAGCCGCCUCUGCAUCCAGAUCGCCCAGGUAAAACAUAUCUUGGCCCACCAGGAUGCCAUCCCAUACCCUCAGUUCAAGUUUUUGAUGGCCAGUUGCAGCCCCGACUUUCAGGAAACCAACCUCUAUGUCAAGAACUUGCCGCUAGAGGUCGACGACAUGCUCUUCCAUGCGAUGUUCCGGCCACAUGGCGAGAUUGUUUCGGCAAAAAUCAUCACCAAGCCGGCCCGCGGUUCAGGCGAGAAUACUGGCUCCAAGGGCUACGGCUUUGUGUGCUUCAAAACCCGCGAGCUGACCAUUGCUGCACUUUUGAACUUGAACGGGAAGUUGGUCAACGGGAAUAAGAUUCAUGUUUCAUUUGCUCAGGUCAACCAGCGCAAGGGGCGGGGCACUCAGGCGGUGCAGGUGCAGACUUUUACACCUCCCGCUUACCCCCACUUCGGAAACUACUACCCGGGAAUGAUCCAUCCCAAUUUCAUGGUUCCUGGUUCUGGCCAUAUUCCGCCUCCUCCGGUUCUAUGUCCCGCCGAUGGCAUGUAUCUUCCGGUGUAUUACCCCGAGAUGAUCUAUUCCUACUCUCCGGACAUGCCCUAUAUGCCCCAGGAGGAGUAUUUUGGGCAGUUUCCGAUGAGAUAUAGUCCAGAGGGUAUGAAUGGUUACCAGUGGAAGGGAGGGUACCAAAGAGGUUCCGGGGUCAUGCGCCGGGAGCCGAAGGAGAAGUAGGCGGUGUAUUUAGUUGAACUACUGUACAUAGUUAUUUAUUUGUAGGCGGGGUGAAUUUCAAUAAAAACCCAGAGGGUUCGUGCCGAAUAGCGGAGUAGAGAUACUAACAACGCAGCUCUACAGGAGAUUUGCAAAUGUCAUUGUUGGUUCAUAAUUUGGCAUUUUUAGUUUAUGAGUAUUUAAGGA
Babjeviella inositovora NRRL Y-12698 is the source of this 2594-nucleotide messenger RNA. RefSeq lists its product as uncharacterized. The coding region runs from base 441 to 2408 and encodes 655 amino acids. The record is from RefSeq and is a predicted model, not a curated record. Lineage: Eukaryota; Fungi; Ascomycota; Pichiomycetes; Serinales. Gene Ontology annotation, molecular function: RNA binding. Gene Ontology annotation, cellular component: ribonucleoprotein complex. The transcript has a single exon.